Molecule: messenger RNA, 1365 nt
Organism: Westerdykella ornata
Lineage: Eukaryota; Fungi; Ascomycota; Dothideomycetes; Pleosporales; Sporormiaceae
Product: PLP-dependent transferase
Exons: 3
Coding region: 1-1365 (454 amino acids)
Biological process (GO): amino acid metabolic process; biosynthetic process
Molecular function (GO): transaminase activity; pyridoxal phosphate binding
Source: RefSeq, a predicted model, not a curated record
AUGCUCUCUAAUCGUGCAGGUGAUAAUAAUGCGUGGUUUCUGAAGCGAUUUGAGAGGGCUCUCAACCGCCAACGAUCAAGUCACUCGUCACGUAUCGAUCUUGCAACAGCGGAGAACUGGCUCAUCCGUCCUGAUCUUCUGAGGCUGCUCAGAAGAAACUGCUGGGAUUACCUUGAAACAAAGCAUCUCUCUUACGCAGGCGGCCUUGGUGGGGCACCAGAGCUGCUUGCUUCCAUUGCUAAGUUUUACAACUACUUCUUCUCACCGAGCCUUCCAGUCGAACCGCAGCACCUUGUAGUGGGCCCCGGCUGCAGCGCUAUUCUUGAUACAUUAAUCAAUGAUAUAUGCGACGCUGGAGAUGGGCUUCUGGUCGCGGCUCCCAUGUGGGGCAGUUUUGAGAUAUACGCGGUUCUCCGAAAUGGCGUGAAGAUCAUUCCUGUGCAUGUGCCUCUUCACGACGCGGAAACGGCCGAUACAGUCGUUUCAGCAUACCGGGAGGCCGCGGCGAAAGCGACCUGCAAGGUACGCGGUAUCCUUUUCUGCAAUCCACAUAAUCCGUUGGGCCACAUUUCCCCCGUGAAACUUAUCGAUGCUCUGCUUCAAUAUUGCCAGCAAGCGGAUCUCCAUUUUAUUUCGGACGAAAUCUACGCUCUGUCGACAUUUGGAACACUGGAGGAGGAGGUGGAUGAGCAUGGGGAGGUUCUCAGAUCCUCGUCAGCUGAAUUCUAUUCGGUGCUGCAACGUGAUCUCGUGGCACUGGGCGUAGAAUCGUCAAGAGUACAUCAAAUAUACAGCAUCAGCAAGGAUUUCGGCAGUAGUGGGCUAAGACUUGGAUGCCUUGUUACGCAAUCUAACAAGCAACUACGGAUGUCGCAGGCUAUUCUCAACAAUGCAAAGUUAUGCAACGUGGCCGCGGUCAUGGUCGCUCCCAUCCUUGACGACAUAGAGAACCUUGCGACAUUGGUGGAUACCAACAAACGCAGACUUCGCGACGCUGCACGAACUGCCAUCCAGUUCGCAGAAUUUCAUGGCUUGGACUACUAUAAACCUAUUGCUGGCCUCUAUGUAUGGGUCCGGUUAUCGGCUAGAUGCAAAACCUGGAGUGAGGAAGAGGACAUUGUUCGACGAUGCUCCCAAAAUGGCGUGUCAAUUGGCAGCGGGGCGGACUAUGCUGAGUCCAACCCAGGUUGGUUUCGCGUUACGUUUUCUGUCCCGCAAGCGGAACUGUUAGCCGGUUUACAACGCAUCGAGGAGGCAAUGGACUAUCCCAUCAGGUUUCGAAGCACCUUGGAACACAAGUUGAGGCCAAACUGGCGGCAAUGGCUGAAGCUUCCGAGCAUGUGGACAGGACCUGUAAGGUUCUAG